Molecule: messenger RNA, 140 nt
Organism: Racocetra persica
Lineage: Eukaryota; Fungi; Glomeromycota; Glomeromycetes; Diversisporales; Gigasporaceae
Source: the annotation of a GenBank genome assembly
AAGUUGUACUUGAAGAAACUGUAUCUAAAGAAAUUGUACCUGAAGAAGCUACAUCUGAAGAAAUUGCAACUAAUGAAUUUGCCUAUCAAUCCAUAUCUGAUCAACCCACACUUGAAAAGUAUGAUAAUAGUGAAGAAUAA